AUGGAGCAGAGUCUCGCCCUCCUGUUUCCCUUCUUCCUGGGGCUCCUCCAACGAGGCCAGGGAUGGGGCUUCAGCGGUUCUGGUCCUACCCCAUGGUCUAAACGGAGAGACGGGCAGAAGAGGGAGCCUGGGGCAGGAGAAAAACCAUCACCUUGUUUUCCAGUCCUGCACAGGCUGACCUCCCCGGAGCCCCCUGUCACGACCUCUGCCAAGGCCACCCCAGAGCUGAGCUCCACCCACAGCUCCGAGAGUCCAGGACCCCCACCAGGGAACAGCUCCACCAGGCCCUGCCACCCUGAGAUCCGCCAGUCACCAGUAGCAGGGGGUCUGGAGCUAUUUUGUGAGGCUGUCUGUGACCCCGGUGUGGCAGUGGGCUGGACCCAGGCCCCCGGGGGUCUGGAAGCCUACCAAAGGUGGGAGGCUGGGGCCCAGGCUUGGCUGAGCGUGCCCUGGGCCAGCUGCAGCCCUGAAGGCUGGUUUCGGUGUCGCCUGGACCCAGGGGGACAGAUGGCCAGCCUGUACCUGGUCCCGGAAAUCUGCUCCCAGACAACACCCCCAGCCCUGUGGAUGGGCAGCUUGGUGCUGGGGCUGCUCUUCUCGGUGUUCCUCACCUAUCGCCUGUGGAAACACUGCAGGCCCACCCAGUGACAACCAAGCCCACCGGCUCCUCUGGGCCCCCUGCCCCACCUGGACGGAUUGAGGGGGACUGGCCUGCCUUUCCUUCCACACAGUUGCAACCAGAGGACAACUGCAGGGUUCUGGACCUACAUGGUUGAGAGCUGACCAUUAGCCCCUUACCCUGAUGGCCAGCAUCUGAGUUUCCCCUCAGUGGAGCCCCUGAGGACCCCCCCCCCCAGCAAUGGUCCAGAGCUGGAGAAUAAAGAGCAUCUGGUCUGACCUCA
Molecule: messenger RNA, 902 nt
Organism: Leptonychotes weddellii (Weddell seal)
Lineage: Eukaryota; Metazoa; Chordata; Mammalia; Carnivora; Phocidae
Source: RefSeq, a predicted model, not a curated record